Stylophora pistillata is the source of this 749-nucleotide messenger RNA. RefSeq lists its product as uncharacterized. The record is from RefSeq and is a predicted model, not a curated record. Gene Ontology annotation, molecular function: protein binding. Lineage: Eukaryota; Metazoa; Cnidaria; Anthozoa; Scleractinia; Pocilloporidae.
GAUAUAAACGAUCGUUCAAAUGCAUUUGUCAUAUUUUUUGGAGCUUAAUAGACAUAGCUUUCUCUUUCAAAGGAAAACUAGUUUCUCUUUGGAAAAUUAUGCUAAUUGUUUAAUCUUCUUAGCUCCAGUGGCACCAGUUGCAUUGAAAAUGACUAAUGUAGAAAUCUCUGAUUUCACGGCUGAAAUUGAUCUGUGGCCUGCUGAGCAAAGGAAUGGUCCAAUAAGUGCUUAUCAAAUAAUCAUUCUUAAAGUCACUGAUUGUGUUCAAGAGCUUCCCAGGGAUUUUGAUGUGAAGCUGAAAGAUUCCAACGACAAAGAGUUGAACUUUUAUCCUUUUUACAUCGCUGCGGAAAUCGAAAAUGGGUCUGUGCGUGAUAAAUCUUGGAAAUUUGCUGUUGGUGAUGGGAAAUCGUAUGGAACUUUUACAAACAAAGAGCUGAGGCGAGGAGAAAACUACAUUGCCUACCAAAGAGCCAUAACUCGACACAACGGUGUAAGCAAAUUUUGGUAUUGUUUAAUUCCUCUUUAAUUUAGAGUCGAUAAUCUAAACGUAAUAUACAACUUAUGAAGAAUGACAUUUGGACCAAAUCAUGUUUUUAUGUACGCUCAUACUUGCUAUUGGGACUAAAUCCCUUUUCAUUACAUCGAUGAAUUGCUAGAUGUGUUUUUCACAUUUUGACGAUAUGUGGUUCACUUCCUAGGAAAUUUUGGAAGGAGGUGCCAGUAAAGUCGCCUUUAUAGCUGUCACA